UCGAAAUCAGAAACGAGUGCCAGGUUAACGUGCAUUAUUGUUUUUUCGUGUCGAUUACCAGCGCAUCAUAAAUAAAAAUGGCGACUGCUUCGCCGAUCAUCCAAGCUCUCCGAAAUUUCUUGUCGGGGAGGAAUCUCCAGGGCAAGCUACAGCUUCGCUAUGCCCCAGAAGUAGCUCCGAGGACCAUUCCUGAACCCAAUCUUCCGGAUGGCGUCUCCCACAAACUCUCGGCUAAUUACUACUGCUCAAGAGACGGCCGGAGAGAGUCCAAACCAGCAACUUUAGUCUACUCGAGCGUGAAGCGACUUGCCGAGCCAAAGCCCACCGAGGGUUCAUCAGAAGUCCCUGCCGUCCGUAAACCAGUCACCCCUGGCACCAUGCCAACGUGGGAAAUAUCACCUGACGAACCCUACCUCAAGUGAUCAACGGACGACGCUUAGUUUGUAAAUAGAUUUUAGAAAGAACAAAAAUCACAAAAAGAUAUAACGUUUAAUUAUUAUUUUGAUCUCAACACAUCAUUUACAAUUAGUUGCCUUUUUUGGUGUACUAGAUGAUUUAUGCAUGUAAUAGCAAAAAUAAACAACCCAACAACUAACACAAACAAACAAAGUAACCAACAAACAAAAUUUGGGGUGUUCUCUCUGAGCGAGCCCUGAUUGUCUAUUCCAGUUUUGCUUGAUUGCUGAUAUUUGAGUCCUUUUGACUGUUUGUUUUGAACACUGCCCAUAAAGAACAAAGAAAAUGACAAUUUGUGAGACUGUCAACACAAAUCUGAAAUGCUCAUUCGGCACAGUGCAUGUACGGUUAUCUGGAGGUCGUAGGUUCAAACCCCACUCUUCUCAACAUUUUUGUUGACCGUAAUAUUGUUUCAGUUUAAUAUUAACAGUUUGCAAUCGAUAGGAGACAGAUAAAGUUGUGUGUGUCCAAGCAUUGUCAGAUCUCCAAGUAAUAGUUCAGUGUGAAUAAAGG
Patiria miniata (bat star) is the source of this 969-nucleotide messenger RNA. Its product is annotated as NADH dehydrogenase [ubiquinone] 1 alpha subcomplex subunit 7-like. The transcript is spliced from 4 exons. Gene Ontology annotation, cellular component: mitochondrial inner membrane. Gene Ontology annotation, biological process: ATP synthesis coupled electron transport; mitochondrial electron transport, NADH to ubiquinone. The record is from RefSeq and is a predicted model, not a curated record. Bases 78 to 422 code for a protein of 114 amino acids. Lineage: Eukaryota; Metazoa; Echinodermata; Asteroidea; Valvatida; Asterinidae.